GCUGCAAAACCGAACGACAGAUUAGUUGAACACGUCGAGGCGGCAACAGCUUGGAGCUAACGGCAAUAGCAACAGCAGCAGCAAUACAAGUAAAUACGUGCGGUUUGCGGUUUUUGCGAGAAAGCAGCGCGGAAAAAGUGCAAAGCUUAUCAAUAAAAGAAAAAUUCAAAAAUUUCAAAAAGUGUUGCCAUUGCAAAGUGUCGAAGUGGCGAAAAGACCAGCAAAAACACAUGAAAUCACAUUUUUUUGUUUUGUGGAAAGAAAGUUGAGUGAAACGAACAACACAAGAGUGCCUAGCUGCGGAAGAAACGAAAAACGAAUGCUAAAACAAACGCACUUCCAGUGUAUUACAACAGUAACAGCAACAACAACAGCAUUAAUAAAGCGUUAAUUCCCAACAACAACAACAAAUAUUGCUCUUACCUUGUUGUAGCGAUUUUGGUCGGCGUUUUCGGUCGACAUUUAAUCCAUACAAACGGUCGCGAGUAAAAGUGAUUUAGUUACGGAACGCAACGCACGUCGUCGGUGCCGUGGCGUAGUACUUUUCAUUUCGGUAUUUCAUUUAUUUGCUUUUUUAAUUUAAUUUGACACACAACGUCACAAACGCAUUUGCGCUGAUCAAAUCAACUCGCUGGUAAAUAGUUCACCAUCUUUAGAUAAAAUAUUCAACAGUGGACAAUUAAUUUCCACUUAAACUGCAGCAGCACAACAACAGCCAGCAACGAAAUGAAGUUGUUCUACAUUUUGCUGCUCACUCUCCCUUUACUGGCGCACAGCUAUCCGGCUGAGAGCGAAGACAAGUCCAUCUCAUUGGAGGAUGUCGAGCUGCCUGAUAGCGAUCAUGCGGCAUCCGGUGGCGAUUCACAAAUAACCAAACGCUCUGGCAGUUUCGAUUAUGUCGCGCAUCUGAAGUCUGGUCUGCUCUCCAGCAUUGGCCAAGCGUCCGCGUCUAUAGCCUCAGGCAGUUCGGGCGGCAGUAGUGGUGGCGGCGGCGGUGGUGGCGAUGGCUACAAGUCAUACGAGUCGGCUCAUGGCAACUCGGUCGAUUACAAUCCGUGGACAUUUAAGAAGUCUGUGCUCAACACCAUCUUUCAGGCAGUGAAAGCGAUCACUGGUGGUGUGACAGCGAUCAAGGGUCAACUGAUUAAGGGCAGCGGUUAUGCAUUGAGCGCUAGUGGCAAUUUGGUUGCUUCCUCUGGCGAUAAGGUGACCGAUGUUGGCAAGGCAAUCAUCAAUUCGGCGCAAAUAAAUUCGCAUGGUUAUGGUGGUGGCGCUCCGGUGCAUCCCUUCGCCAAAUUCAGCUCCUUCUCGGGUGCUUCGUCAGGCGGUAGCAGCGGCGGUGGCGGCAAUAAGCAUCCCGGACCACCCGUGGUGCACACGGAAACCAUUACUACCUAUGAAAUUCCACCCGGUCAUAGUAACUAUGGCCCACCUUCGAAGCCACCAACCUACAGCUCAGCAACGCAUCAAUACUUGCCACCAGCGACGGGCGGUUACAAUGGCGGCGGAGCGCCAUUCAGCAGUGGACAUGCGGCAUUUGAAGCGCCCGCCAGCAAUUACCUGCCAAGCGGCUAUUCCAAUGAUGGACAUAAUGAUGAUUUCAACAUUUACGGACGUCACCAGAAACUUAGCGAUGUGGAUGCACGUAAAGCUGCCGCACAGCUACAGGAAAUACUCAGUCUUCUACCGAAUGGUAAAACGGAAUACACUGCCUCAAAAACAGUCGUCUUGGACACACACAAUCAUGGGUCGACGGCACACACUGGACCUGGUGGCGAUUUCAAUAAUGAAAAUGUUGAUCUGCAUACUUACGGUCUGCCGAACGAUUUGGGACCGCUGGAGUCAUUGUCGCACACCGAAUCCAUAACCGCAGCAUAUGCGCAACGACCGGGCGGCCAUGGUCAAGAGAAUCCCUCCGAUAUUUAUCGCCAAAUGGCGAAGAAACAAACAGCGGAAGAGAUUUACAUACAGAAGCAUCCCAACGAGGGCUAUGAUUAUCGGCCCACAAGCCCAACACCAACGGGUGACAAUGCUGAGCAAGGUGGUGGUUACAAGUACAACAAUUAUCAUGCAACAAACAGCGCACUGAAGGAUCUAACGCCCAUUAUAGCCGCAUUGGAGGUGGCCAAACGACGUGGUUCCACACAGAAUGAUGUGACCAAGCAUUACACAGUGGAGAAGAGCGUCUAUAAGGCGGCGCCACAAUCAGCGCCACAGUCAGCGCCGAAAUCAAACAAUCAAUUCAAGUAUCUGCCAGCUUCGGUGCAGAAGACGAAACACAUAUACUUCGAUCCAGCGCAAAAUAAGGUCGAUACUGAGUAUCAGCCCACAUAUGUGCCACCACCACCAUCCGCACCGUCAGUCUCAGCCAUCGGUGCAGCAGCCCCACCGCCACCGCCACCACCGUCAUCCCACGCAUUGGCGCCUGCGCAGAGCUACGCCACACACCACACUUCAGCGUACAACACUCAGCACACAGCUGCGCACCCGGUUUAUCAUGCUCCACCUGCGCCCGCGUCCCCUUAUAAAGUGCGUCGUCAAGUGCCAAGCACUUCGAUUACAGCGCUGAAGGUGCACACCAAGCCUUACUUUAAGCAUCACGACUACGAAAUACAUGAUCCGCUCAUGUUCAAUCGCAUGUUGUCCUUCUAAGUGGAGCGGGUCUAGGGUCCGUUCCGCGAAAGCAUUUCGAAUUAGAUUUGUAUACAUACGUACCAAUUAUUAUUUACUAAGGAAGAAUAUUUAUUUGCACUGAAAUUGGUAGCAUAGUAACUUAAGUGAAUGUACAAUUUUUAUUGAAAAAAGAAAAACUACGAAUCAAAUAUUUAGCCAGUCACUAGUUGUAAGUCUGUUGGCACAAGAAGACGUCUCUUGUACACUAUAAACACCAAUAAAAAUAUUUUAAUUUAAUGCAUAACGAAAUAAAUAAAAAAAAUGUUAAAGAUAACUCACCUUCCUG
Molecule: messenger RNA, 2959 nt
Organism: Zeugodacus cucurbitae (melon fly)
Lineage: Eukaryota; Metazoa; Arthropoda; Insecta; Diptera; Tephritidae
Product: putative lysozyme-like protein
Exons: 5
Coding region: 727-2652 (641 amino acids)
Source: RefSeq, a predicted model, not a curated record